Molecule: messenger RNA, 1516 nt
Organism: Gigantopelta aegis
Lineage: Eukaryota; Metazoa; Mollusca; Gastropoda; Neomphalida; Peltospiridae
Product: alpha-2Db adrenergic receptor-like
Exons: 2
Coding region: 425-1435 (336 amino acids)
Biological process (GO): G protein-coupled receptor signaling pathway
Cellular component (GO): membrane
Molecular function (GO): G protein-coupled receptor activity
Source: RefSeq, a predicted model, not a curated record
GCUAUAUACAUGGCCAUUUUUGUGUUAAGUAACAAAUACAUGUAUAUAGUGAUCUGCAUUAUGGUUGUAUUGAUGGAAUUGAUCUUUAUACACAAACUUUAGCACAAUGCGUGUACUGGACAUGAGCACAAUGUGUGUAAUGGACAUGAGCACAAUGUGUGUAAUGGACAUGAGCACAAAAAGAUCCUUACAAAAUGUUGCAUCAGAUGGACUGGCUGCCCUGUGCAAAGAAUGUGUUGGUCAUAACACUGCUGCUUAGACAACAUCGAAUUGCUACAAUUUAUUUAAACAAUAUUUUACGUAACAGCCAAUGCUGAGAACACACAAGAAAAUGCUGCUAAUUUAUCUUAUUCAAAGGAGUAAGUGGAUGUGUGAACUAGUUUAUUGAAAUACACAGCUUCCAAAAUUGUUUUUAAUCGAAAUCAUGGAAGUGUUGGUUCAGAAUGCUACCACAAAUGUGACUGAACGUGGGACUGUUGAAAUUGUGAUUGUAGCAACUAUUCAUCUGGUCAUUUUAUUCACUGCCAUUGGUGGGAAUGUGGCUGUAAUCUGUGCCAUUUACAAGUCAAACAAACUGCGUGAUGAAGUUUCCAAUUUGUUUUUGGUCAACUUGGCAAUUACAGACCUCAGUUCUGCAACAGUUGUAAUGACGAGUGCCUUUAUAUCGCUGGUGGCCAACUACUGGCCACUUGGCUGGGUCUGGUGCUAUGCCGUGUGCAUGGUAAACUACUUGCUAAUCAUAGUGUCUAUGCUCACUCUCUGCUUCAUCAGCAUUGACCGAUAUUUAGCCAUUGUCUAUCCGUUACAAUACAUUUCGAAACUGACUAAAGUCAAAAUUCUGCUUCUUAUUGGCUAUGCCUGGUUUCAUGGAAUAUCCUUUUCCAUCGUGCCUGUCUUGUUUCAGUGGAUUAAAUACGAUUACUGGGAAUACGUGUGUGCAAUAGAGUGGCAUGAACAGCGACAAAAAGCUCUCUACUAUGUGAUAAUGGCUUUUGUGUUUUGCUUCCUAUUACCAGGACUCGUCCUCAUGUUUCUGUACUGCCGUGUGCUAAAGGUGGCCCACGAGAAGUCCAGGAGGAUCAGAGUGAUGACAUUUCCUGCAACAGACCGGCCGAAAUACUGCAACAGUCACAAGGCCAUCAAGAGUCUGCUCAUAGUCAUUGUCAUGUACUUUCUGUGCAUGACGCCAUUCAGCCUUACAAAGCUGUACAAAGUGGCUUCCCAGAAAGAAAAAAGUUUGCCUGGUUACCUUAACCUGGUAUCCAGCAUCAUUGCUUACCUGUCCAGUGCUGUGAACCCUCUGAUAUAUGGUAUAUUUCGUAAAGACUUCCGACAGGCAUACAAACUCAUUUUCAGGAAACUCUUCAUUCAGAGCCAUUUGGCAAGAAAUACUAACAAUACAGCAGAGACUUCAUUCGACAGAUCAGAGUUCUGAUAAGCUGUUAUCUAACAAAUUUCAUAUUUUGUGAUUGAAGUCUAUUUUUGUAUUAACAAUAAAUUAUAUGUGUAAAAUGUU